GCCGUGGUACCUUUCGUUGAGCUCCUCGGGGGACAUGUUCCCCGUCAACAGUCCUCCAGACGUGGAAAUGGCGUGUUUGAUACUGAAGAUGCCACGGACAAUAACAGACACUUGAAUGCACGCUCACCUGUGCCGCUUUUGUGGCGCGCGGAUUCCUAGAAGUAGAAGUAGUAGUGGAAGUAGCAGCAGUAGCGGUAGUAGUAGUAGUAGAAGUGGUAGUGUCAGUAAAGGAGGACAACAUGAAGUACCAGAAAUAUAUCACGGUGAUGCAGAUGGCCAUGGGAGUGACAGCCUCCAACAAAGACUGCCUCCCCACUAAGAGACAAAUGUGGGUAACCCCCCAAGAUGAAGAAACAUCGCCCUCAGAUGAUCCCGGGUAUUCAAAUGAUUCUACAAGUACUACCGGUGGCGCUGGUGCUAUGGAAAUGCCUGCCACCUUCACCCUCUCGUUGCCCAUGAGCCAGGGUAAACCUUCCCUGCGUCGCAUCAAAGGCCGCAUUCACCGCAGCAAGAGCCUGGACAGCAUGGAUCUGCUCGACUCCAACAGUGCAGCGAUGGAGGAGACGGUGAUAUGGGAACAGCACACAGUGACCCUUCACAGGGCGCCAGGAUUUGGGUUUGGCAUUGCCAUCUCAGGUGGGCGAGACAACCCUCAUUUCCAGAGUGGGGAGACGUCCAUUGUGAUAUCUGAUGUGCUGAAAGGAGGUCCUGCAGAAGGACUGUUACAAGAAAACGACCGAGUGGUGAUGGUCAAUGCCGUGUCGAUGGACAACGUAGAGCAUGCCUACGCAGUGCAGCAGCUCAGAAAGAGUGGCAAAAAUGCAAAGAUAACUAUUCGUCGUAAAAAAAAAGUGCAGAUCCCCGUUUCUCGACCCGGGGACAGGGAGACGAUGUCUGAGCAUGAGGAAGAGGACAGUGAUGAGGAUGAUGGCUAUGAGCACCACAGUGGGCAUGACAGCCAAAGUGCCAAUGCAGGAGCAAGCGGCGGCACGGGCACCGGCAGGCGGCACGAGCGUGAGCGUAGCAGCAGCGGCAGGAGGGACCGCAGUGCCUCGCGGGAGAGGAGCGUCUCACCGCGCUCUGAUCGCCGGUCACAAGCCUCCUCUGCUGCACCAAGGCCUGCCAAGGUCACCCUGGUCAAGUCUCGCAAAAAUGAAGUAGAAUAUGGACUGCGGUUGGCCAGCCACAUCUUCGUUAAGGACAUCUCUCCUGAGAGCCUUGCUGCCAGAGAUGGAAACAUCCAGGAGGGAGACGUUGUGCUGAAGAUCAAUGGCACAGUCACAGAGAACCUAUCACUAAUAGAUGCCAAGAAGCUGAUCGAGAGGUCAAAGGGCAAGUUGAAGAUGGUGGUGCAGAGAGAUGACCGUGCGACGCUGCUCAACAUUCCCGACCUUGAUGACAGCAUCCCAUCAGCCAAUAACUCGGACAGAGACGACAUUUCAGAUAUACAUUCACUGACAUCCGACCAUUCCAAUCGAUCCCACGGGCGAGGGAGUCGAUCACGUUCGCCUGAACCAUCAGACCUUCCCCGUCACUCACCUCGGCAGAUCAGCAACGGCAGGGCCUCCCGCCCCAAGUCCCUCCGGAACCGAGCCCAAACCCCAACCCCCCUCACUGGCCCCCGGCUUGCAACCAUUCACCCCCUGCGGAUGCCUCCCGGGCGCUUUGUUACAGCCCUGGCCGCCCUCAGAGCAGAUCCCGAACAGACCCUUGGCCUCCCAUCAUCCGGCGGGUACCUACCUCCCUCAAGUAGUAACUCUGUACAUUUGUCUUCUCUAGGGAGUGAACCCAGGGAUGCAGGAACCAACCAGAAGAGCUCCGGCAUCAUUCGCCUGCACACCAUCAAACAGAUAAUUGACCGGGACAAGCAUGCCGUGCUGGACAUCACCCCGAAUGCAGUGGACCGUCUGAACUACGCUCAGUGGUAUCCCAUCGUGGUGUUUCUCAACCCAGACACAAAGCAGGGUGUGAAGACGAUGAGGACCCGCCUCUGCUCUGAGUCCAGGAAGAGUGCCAGGAAGCUUUUUGAACGAGCCCUCAAAUUAAGGAAGAACAACCACCACCUCUUCACCACAACUAUUAACUUGAACAACAUGAACGAUGGUUGGUUUGGAGCGCUGAAGGACACAAUCCAGCAGCAGCAGAACCAGCUGGUGUGGGUUUCAGAGGGCAAGGCUGAUGGGGCAGCCGAGGAUGACUUGGACAUCCACGACGACCGGCUGUCGUACCUGUCGGCACCAGGCAGUGAGUAUUCCAUGUAUAGCACCGACAGCCGCCACACCUCCGACUACGAGGACACGGACACGGAGGGCGGCGCCUACACCGACCAGGAGCUGGACGAAACGCUGAAUGACGACGUGGGUCCACCCGCGGAGCCGGCCAUCACCCGCUCCUCCGAGCCGGUUCGUGAGGACCCGCCUGUCAUCCAGGAGCCCACUGGCUACGCUAGCUACCCUCACACAGUGCAGCCGGACCCCCUGAACCGCAUCGACCCGGCUGGAUUCAAGGCACCCGUUCCGCAGCAGAAAGCAGAGGCCGCCGUCCCUAGCGUCCCCCAGCAGCCUGAGCCCUUGGCUGAGACAAUGCCCCCUGCUGUCGACGUAACUGUAAUAACUGUCAGGGGUCUGAGCCCUGACGAGGCUCCUGCAGCUCCUCGCAGCCAGCCCAGCCCCAACCCAGAGGCUGGCUCGCUUAGGAGGCCCACCCCUGAGCUAGCUCCUCAGAGCGUCACACCAGAACCUCUGCAAUCUGGACUGGCCAGUUCAGAACCAAAGAUGUUUCAGAAGGAUCCAUACAGCGUAGACAACCCGGGGAGAAGCAAUCACAGCAUGAAGCCUGUGACUUACAACCCUCAGCAGGGAUAUCACCCUGACCAGCAGCCAUACAGAGAUUAUGACCACCCACCCAGCCGGUAUGAUGUCAGCAGCAGUGGGGUGAGCAGCGGAGCUGGUUACCCAGAACCAAAGCACAGAAACUAUGACUCUAACAUGGCCUACGAGAACAGUGUGCCUCAUUACGAUCAGCAGCAGUGGAACCCCUACAGCCAACCACUCUCUACUGCCAACUCCCAGGGCUACGACCCCCGUUUGCCAUACAGUGACGGCCCUGACUCCCAGUACACCCCUCCUCUCCGCUACGACGAGCCCCCACCUCAGCAGGGAUUCGACGGGCGGCCUCGCUACGGCAAACCAACGGGUCCAGCUCCGGUCCGCUAUGAUGAUCCUCCACCUUCUGUCCGCUAUGAUGAUCCUCCACCUUCUGUCCGCUAUGAUGAUCCUCCACCUUCUGUCCGCUAUGAUGAUCCUCCAGCUCCUGCUUCAGAGGCGGACCUGCAUUACAACCAGGAUUCUCACCUGAGCACGUACCCUUCAGCUGGCCACUCCCCAGACCCGGCUGCCCAGCGGCCUGCGUAUCACCAGGGACCAACGGCGCAACAAAAGAGCUCCAAGCCUCAGCAGUACGACCCUGUACCUGUGAACUCUGAAACCAGCCCCACACCGCCUCCCAAAGCAGAAGCCCUGUCACCGCCUCCUGCGGAGGCUCUCCCCGCCAGGAGCGAGCCACAGGAAGACCCCGCCCUGCGGCAUCAGUCUGUCCUGACGAGAGUCAAGAUGUUUGAGAACAAGCGCUCUGUGUCCGUGGACAGAGCCAGAGAUGCAGGGGAUCCACCUGUGAACAAGGCAGCGGAUUUACCUUUGAAAGCAGGCGGAGUAAUUCCGAAAGCAAAUUCCCUGAGCAACCUGGACCAAGAGAAGACCUUCAGAGCCCCGGGGCCUCAGCAGCCUCCGUCCCAGGUAGCUGAUGACAUUGUGCGCUCCAACCAUUACGACCCUGAUGAGGACGAGGACUACUACAGGAAACAGCUGUCUUACUUUGACAGGCUCCAGACCGGUCCUACCAAACCCCAGCCACAAGCACAAACGACUAACAACUACCCCAGGAUGGAGUCAGUGGAGAAACCCAUUCCUGUGGAGAAAAAAUAUGAACCGGUUCCCCAGAUGAUGCCUUCUCUGCCACCAGCCAUACUGCCCAAACCUGCACCUGAAGCCAAACCUCCUGGCCGAGACGACACUGUCCAGACCAACUUCCUGCCUCAGAAGAAUUUCCCUGAGAAGUCUCCAGUAAACGGGACGAGUGAUCAUCCUCCAAAAGCAGCUCUGCCAGCAACCAGCUACAACCGCUACGCACCCAAGCCCUACACCACGUCAGCCAAGCCUUUUGCACGCAUGUUCGACAGUCCUAAAUUCAACCACAACCUUCUGCCCAAUGAAAAGCCUGAUGCUGCUCCAAAGGCCCAGAGCUUCAGCCCAGUGAGGCCUCCGAUAGCCGCUCAGCCCCAGAACACAGACCCCGACAGUGGCCUGGACACGUUCACACGCACGAUGGACCACCGCUCCAAACACCAGCACAACAACAUCAACGCUGUGCCCAAGGCCAUCCCUGUGAGUCCUAGUGCCCUGGAUGAUGAUGAGGAUGAAGAUGAGGGCCACACAGUGGUGGCAACAGCUCGAGGUAUCUUCAACUCUAACGGUGGCGUCCUGAGCUCCAUUGAGACAGGGGUCAGCAUUAUAAUCCCCCAGGGUGCCAUCCCUGAAAGCGUGGAGCAGGAGAUCUACUUCAAGGUCUGCAGAGACAACAGCAUCCUGCCGCCACUCGACAAGGAGAAAGGAGAGACUCUGCUCAGCCCUUUGGUGAUGUGUGGACCUCACGGCCUCAAGUUUUUGAAGCCAGUGGAGCUGCGCUUACCUCACUGUGCGUCUAUGACCCCUGAUGGUUGGUCUUUUGCUCUAAAAUCCUCCGACUCCUCGUCGGGUGACCCAAAAAGCUGGCAGAACAAGGCUCUCCCCGGAGACCCCAACUACCUGGUGGGAGCCAACUGUGUUUCUGUGCUCAUUGACCACUUUUAAGGACGGAGCAGCACUGAAUGUGGAACCACGGGGUGUAAACUGAAGAGGACGGACACACAUAAACACACACACACACACAUAAUGGAAUAUGAAGAAGAGCCAGUCAGUGCCGUUUACUGCCCCCUUGGAUGAAGGCGAGACACUGAUGAUGGUUGCAAGCUGUUCUUUAAACUCUUUCUCCGUUUUGAUGUGACAUGAACCCAUGGAUGCAUGCACCACUGAGGAUUGACACUAUAUACAAGGCGAUGUUUAAUGUAAUUAUUACAUGAAUAUAGAUGAGGCUUUUGAGGCAGCAUAAAUGCGUCAAAAAUCUGUGUUGGUAUAUUUAUGCUAUAUAUGCAUACAGUAUAUAUAGUAUAGAGAAGAUUUACAAAAAUUGUACUCGUGAAGUCAAUUAACAGUCAACAUCUUGUUAUUUUCUCAGUUCAGGUGACUGAUUACAAGACAUGUAUCUCCACGCUAUUUGUCCACAUUGAGGACAUUUUAUUGAAGGUUUGAGACAGAAGUGAGGUUAAAGUAAACCAGCGUGUGAAGAAGUUGGCAAACCGUGAGCGUGACAUCAACCCAAGCAGCACACCGGUUCGAGACGUUCUCCCCGUAUCCUUGCGUGAGAUCUCGUAGCUUACUUUCUUCCAGAGACGCGUCUCCUUCCAGCCUGAGGGAGGUCUAUGCAUGUUCUUAACUCAGGUCCGGUAGCCUCCGCAGUUCCUUCCUCACUCUCUAUCUCGUCUUCUCUCUGUGCACUCACACACAAAUAAGCAGUGAUGCCUUAUCUGCAGAUUAUUCACUUUUCAUUCAGUAAAACACAAAAUAAGUUAUGAUAAAUUAUGGUAUAAUGUCAUUUGUUUUGCCAUUUUUUUUGUGAACCCUCUGUAUAAAUGAACAUGGGUUUAGCACACAACAAUUUAUAAAGGAUAACAAAGGUAUGCUCUUCUUUUAUCUGCUAUGCAUUACUAAAAAACGAAAAAGAAAACGGGAAAGAAGUGGCUGUAAAUAAAGCUAGCAUAUUGCCUUGUUUCUUUUGUUUGUAAAUGAACUUUUUGUAUGUCUUUCUUUUUUGUACAAAACUUAGAGAAAACAUGUUUAAAAAAAAGUGGAAGACAGUGAACGUGGUUAUCUUUUUAUUCCGGAUAUAACCUCGAGCCUUGGAACUUGUAACCUAACAACAACGCAUCACAUCUUUUCUACCGAUAUAUUCACACAACGUUAUGGUCACAAAAAAAGCUCUUUUAAGGCUCUUUUGAGGAUCAGGAAAGUGCUUGGGCUAAAAUACAUUUAAAACAUGUUCUUUUAAAAAGGGUGUGCUCUCCAAGUGUCCCUCACUGACGUGUGAUACUGGAUGCUGUAUUGUGUGCCCUUAAAUGUAUUUUUGUACUAAUAGACAAUAUAUGAUGUAUGGCACACCAGUACCAUUUUAUUUUUAGAUAUAACACGGCUUUAAUUGGAUAUUAGCUCUUCACUUGUGACUGACUUUUUUUUUUCUCCUGCAACACAAUUUUAAGUAUACCACUGUAUUAAUAAAUAAAAUCAUUUUUAAAGUAAA
Molecule: messenger RNA, 6450 nt
Organism: Pseudoliparis swirei
Lineage: Eukaryota; Metazoa; Chordata; Actinopteri; Perciformes; Liparidae
Gene: tjp1a
Product: tight junction protein 1a
Exons: 24
Coding region: 240-4907 (1555 amino acids)
Biological process (GO): protein localization to cell-cell junction; establishment of endothelial intestinal barrier; cell-cell adhesion
Cellular component (GO): bicellular tight junction; plasma membrane
Molecular function (GO): cell adhesion molecule binding
Source: RefSeq, a predicted model, not a curated record